UGACCAGGGCUGGUGGGAGGAGGCGGCCUCCGCCGCGCCAUCUCCGUCUCCGUCUCCGUCUCCGUCUCUAAAUGGCCGAGCGAGGCCGUCCGUCAGGGGGCGUCACCUCACGCCUCGCCGCCGCCUUCCCCGGGUGUUGACGGCUGAUGGCGGCCGUGUGGAUGAAGCGCCGAGCCCUCGAUCUCCCUUCUGAAGUCUCUCGGGUGGAUGGAUGGGUUUGAUGGCUGAGCCAUGCAAGGCGCUGGCCUGACGGUGCAUCAGAUCCUGAGCCUGGGCCUCAUCCCCCGGGUCGGGAACACCACCUGCCCCGGCAAUUUCACUCUACACUUGUGCCAGUUCUCCGAGAUGUGGUACGCAGUGUUCCUUUGGGCGUUACUGUCUACAGUUUUUAUCUACGUUCCUGCUGGAUUAUUGGCAUUUGUAAUGUUGCGGCACCAUAAAUACGGCCGUUUCAUGUCGCUGGGUAUCCUGGCAGGGAUCUUGGGACCCAUCACUGCAGCAGUGUUGACGAGUGCAGCUAUUGCUGGUGUCUACAGAGCUGCUACAAAGCAAAUGGUGGCUCACGAAGCUCUAGUUCUUGGGGUCGGACAGGUAUUUUUCGUCGUGGCAAUUGCCUUUCUACGGAUUUUAGCGACUUUAUAGCAGGAGGUGAUCUGCCCAUCCAAGUGGGCAGGAUUACAAGUUCAACAAUAUCGCACCAUUUUCCAGCUUGAGGCUGCAUAGAAAUUGCACUGUACCUGUGGAAUCCAAACUAGCUCUAUGCCAAUCAUCGCUGCUCAACUAAAAGGAAUUGGCAACACCAUAAAGGUAGAUUCCUUAGGAUGGCCAAGCGUGAAGAACAAGAUGCAAUAUUUUAACCACUCAUCAAUGUACCAUGUAUAUUUGAGGUACAAUGUGACAAGAUAUCACUGCAACACCAGUCUUUUGAGGGUCUCAAGAUCUGAGAUUUGUUCUUUUUUCAAAAGUCAAAGCCAAAAGAGGUAAUUUGCGUAAUUUGCAUUUAUUAGGCACACAGACUUUUUUUUCCACAAUUUAACUUAAGAUUAAGACUUGUACAGGUAUUUUGUAAAAAUUAUAAAAUGUUUAUUGUAGGAUUAGAAAGUCAGACCACCAAGUUCAUUCUGAGAUGGACAGAACUUGUACUUUGAUUCUGCUCACUACAUCUCAAUAUUUCAAGAGUAGGAAUAAUUAUGAAAAGACAACCAAAACACUUGUAACUGAAGAUUACCAAAGGGUAAAUACCCAAAGAACUGAGUUGUUACAGCUUCGCAGCUUAGACAAGGUGAACAGUUCUAACAAUAAGUGGCAUCUUAUUUUUAGAGUUUCUCCUUUUAAAAAUAGGAUAAUUUCACAACUUAAAAAAAAAGUUGAAUAGUUGAGUUUGAGAUUAUGAAAUUCCAUUGUUUAUCCCCAGCAAAGGAAAUGUGAUCUUAAUCAUUCCUCAUUAUGCAUUCAACUCAAUCAAGCAGUGAUUAUAAAUAUCUCAUCCAUUUAUCCUUGUUUACACUAUAUAGUAAAGUAGCUUUUAUCGGUAAUUACACACAUAUCCAUGGUAAGACUAGGGUGUGUAUAAUUUUUUUUAACAGCCACAACUAGGGCCCAAGCGGCCUAAAUUGCCAAUGUCAUGCACUUCGCUUCUGGAAACAUCAUAAAUAAGCAAAUUUCAUUUUCUUAAUGUACAACUAGUGUUGCAGGUAUUUUUACUAAGCCAAUGACUGAGAAUGUCCUCCACAUUUCUGACUAAUUACCAGUUACCAGCUCUUGAUUGCACAAGUAGAAAGUAGAGCAUGACUUUGGAAAUGAUCUGCAGUUUUCACUAAACCAGUGGGUGAAGUUUGGUCCUGAUUUUGAUUUUCAUCCUGGAAACUUGGAAUGUUGUUUCAGUUGCAGCUUUUGACAUUGACCUGUGUUAACUGCAGCAGUAACUAUGCACAUGUGACUGAUGUUAACUGUGCACGUGUAUGUACAAUUCAGGUGUGCCAAUCAUUUUAAUAUUUCCUAGUAUUUAAAAUCAGCCAUUGUAAUAUUUGUACAUUUUUAGAAAUCCUUGUUUAGUUGUGUGUAUAAACGAUUGUUAAUGAGCACACCUUAGACUAACUGUAAGAAAAGGAAUAUUCUAGGUUGUGUUGACAAAAAGUGCUGGCCAUCUGUGGAAGCUGUCUGCACACCAUGUUAAAUUCUGCAGAUGAACAGGUUUGCAUAUUUCCAUGAUUUGCCAACCAUUUAAAAUAGAUUUGAAUAUAGUUUCUAUUUUUACAUUACAUUGGUAAUGCAAUUGCUGUGAAAUAAUAUAUAUAGCUGUUAUAGAAAAAAACAGAAACUAUAGGCCACACUAAUUUAUACCGACUGCUCUUUACAAAGGAGCCAAACAUGAAUGUUCUGGAACAGUAAAUGGAAGAUCAGGGAUCAUGUCAACAUUAUCAUCAUACCUGUUCCCAUUUACGUUCUCCUUCGUGAGAAAACAUUUUUCAAUGAAUGCUAUCAUAGGUGACAAAGCCAGACAAUGUUGUGAUUUGUACAAUAGAGUGAAAGCGGAGAGUUGGGGAGGAAGAGAGGAGAGAGAGAACAGAAUGCACAAUGUCUGGUUUUGACCCAGACUUGGAGUUUUAUUCCUCCUGCUGCGGCCAUUAACUUGCUCUGUGCUAGUUUGUUACUUAUCUUUUAUUUGUUUUGUUUUCUGUUCUUUGAGUUUAGUUUGCACUUUCUAUCUGCACUCCUCCAAUGUUCCUUUUUUUUUCUUUUGUCUAACCUGUGCUGUAGUUGGGGUUAUGUCCUGACCUUGUUCAUUGCAACUGAGUACUAAUGGUAGGAAGUUGUUUUAUAUGGUGUCACACUAAAUAGUUAUCUGCUGAAUAAUUAUCUAGGAAAAUUGUGGGAGGAGGCUGGUUAUGGGUGAAGGAAUUUAUUAGAAAUGUCAUAUUGUAAAAGGAAAUCACUUGUUAUCUGAUAGUAGGAUGUGAGUUGGUUAUUAAUUGACAAUUAAAUGGAAUGAUAGGCUCUAACCUCAAAUACCAGUGAAAAACCCAAGUGAUUAAAAAAAAUAGGAUUCCACUUGGUCAACAUAAAGUAUUGGUCUUGCAGGUAAUGAAUAGUGAAAUAUUGAGAACAUUCAUUUCUCAAAAAUAUUUGCCUUUUUGCAUCUAAUCUGAUAUUUUCCUUGUGUUUUAUUCAUUAAUUCUGCAUUUGCUUAUCUUACUAUCCUUUUAACCAGAGGAGUAUUUCCAAAUUAUUUUGUGCUGCAUUGCAAAUUUGCUUAUAAAGUAAUGUCUAGUCAAUGGUCUUGAUACUAUCCAGAUAGAAUGUAGAUGUCUGCUAUGCUGUGCCUGCAGUUAUUCAUGUAGUAAGUGUAAAUAUAGUCUAAGUAUGUUUGCACCUUUUAUUUUGAUGUUGGUCAUGUUGCAACCACAUUAGUGAAUAUUUACUAAUCAUUGUCACUUGCAUUCAUUGUAAACCCAAUUAAUUUUAGUUAAUUAUACAAAUGAUACCUUUUUGUAAUAUUUAAUGUAUGCAGUGGAAGCCUCUUACCAAUGGCUUCUCUUUCUAAAUGAGUUGUCAUGGUACAGUCAAAUAGGUCGUUAGCUUACUUGAUUGUUCUGUAAACAUGUCUAACAAUGUGAAUUUUAAUGUUUAUUAUGGGUUUUUAAUGCUAUGUAAUGAUCAAAUAUUUGUUUGGAAAUUUAUAUUGUCAACAUGGGGAAAUCAGAAUUUUUAUUUUUCUACUUACAUUGCUAAUUUUGGUGAUAUUUACUGGAAAGUAUUUAUACAAAAUAAAUUUUAUUGAAUGA
Molecule: messenger RNA, 3785 nt
Organism: Amblyraja radiata (thorny skate)
Lineage: Eukaryota; Metazoa; Chordata; Chondrichthyes; Rajiformes; Rajidae
Gene: tmem170a
Product: transmembrane protein 170A
Exons: 3
Coding region: 232-642 (136 amino acids)
Biological process (GO): endoplasmic reticulum tubular network organization
Cellular component (GO): endoplasmic reticulum membrane
Source: RefSeq, a predicted model, not a curated record